AUGCAACGCACUGUCCUUACUUUCCAGCGAAAUGCGCACCUCCACAAGCUGAAGGUAGCCGUGACGGCGGUUACGUCCGUUGCUUCGCUACCGGAAGCCAAUCGCGUGCUCUACAAACAAGCUGACGACAAGGACCAUGUGAUAAUCACCGACGCGACCAUCUUCCACCCUCAGGGCGGCGGCCAGCCAUCCGACGUCGGUGUAAUAGAGAGCACAGAGAGCGGUGCCCGAUUUGACGUACUCUCAGUGCGCAUGAGCGCCGUUGCGCAGGGCGAGGUACUCCACUUUGGCCGGUUCGCGGACGCCGCUGCCAUCUUCAAGGCCGGUGACUCGGUCAUGCAAACAAUUGAUUCGGACAAACGCCUGCUGUACUCACGGUAUCACACGGCCGGCCACGUUCUCGGCGCCGCCGUGCGCCACCUCGUGGAAAAGGAGGUGGAAAACUUUGACGAGACCAAGGCGAGCCAUUUCCCAGACUCGGCGGCCUGCGAGUUCCAGGGCCUGAUCGAAGCCAAAUGGAAAGAUCCCAUUCAACAGCGUUUGGACGAGUAUAUAGAGAAGGACAUGCAAGUCGAGAUUGAGUGGUGGGAUGAGGAAGACUUCCGGACCAAUGGCAUGGAGCGUCAGAUACCCGACCGUGAGCUCAUGGGCAUGACUGCCGAUGAGAAAUUUCGCGUCGUCAGGAUUGUUGGAGCUGAAACAUACCCGUGUGGCGGCACCCACGUGGACAGCACCAGAUUGUGUGGAAAGACGAAUGUCAAGAAGAUCGCGCGGAGUAAGGGCACUUCUCGUGUGGGAUACACUCUACCAUAG
Molecule: messenger RNA, 813 nt
Organism: Neoarthrinium moseri
Lineage: Eukaryota; Fungi; Ascomycota; Sordariomycetes; Amphisphaeriales; Apiosporaceae
Exons: 1
Coding region: 1-813 (270 amino acids)
Biological process (GO): regulation of translational fidelity; alanyl-tRNA aminoacylation
Molecular function (GO): Ser-tRNA(Ala) deacylase activity; alanine-tRNA ligase activity; ATP binding
Source: RefSeq, a predicted model, not a curated record